Corythoichthys intestinalis (scribbled pipefish) is the source of this 11359-nucleotide messenger RNA. RefSeq names its product ubiquitin specific peptidase 31 (gene usp31). Gene Ontology annotation, biological process: protein deubiquitination. The record is from RefSeq and is a predicted model, not a curated record. The transcript is spliced from 16 exons. Lineage: Eukaryota; Metazoa; Chordata; Actinopteri; Syngnathiformes; Syngnathidae. The coding region runs from base 519 to 4322 and encodes 1267 amino acids. Gene Ontology annotation, molecular function: cysteine-type deubiquitinase activity.
GUAUCAGGAGGCAUUCCGCUUUUUGGCAACCGAGUCGUGCCUUCAAAAUUCGCUAGAAAUGUUCUAAUAAUUCAAACUUUGACACGUUCGCUACAUGGAAUGUCACUCUGCUCUUACCAUGGCUGACUAUGGCUCUUCGCUGGACGUUGACCUCUCGUCUAAACGCGACCGGCGCCGAUUUUUCGGCCCCUAUUUGUGUAGCUAGCGUUAGCCACCUCGGUUAACACCAGUGCUCUUCACCAAAAGGCAAGCCGGAGUUGGUUCGUCGCUAUGCGACAACCAGUCGCAAAGUGAGGCGGCUCCGGCCGGAGCUCGCAGUCGACAAGAGGAAGAAACGACCGAGCACGGCGGUUGUUUCAGUAUCUUCCAAACCGCUCUCGUGGGAAGAGACUUCAGUGGCAAUGGUACGCCUGGCGAAUAGUUAGUUAAACGCGGCUCCGGGUUGUUUGAGCGAUGAAGCGUCGGCGGACAAUACGCCGCUGAAGGUCUCCCUUGACUUGGGAGGUAAAGGUACAAUCAUGUCGUGUAAAGCCGCCACCAAGGACAAGAAGACGAGCUUCGGAAAAAAGCUUUUCAGGCGAGGCUCGGUGCGCUCCGUGGGUAGUUUUAUGAGCAGAGUCUUGAGGACGCUCACAGCCUUGUCCCACUUUGGUUCGGAAGUGCAUACGGACGAAGACAAUGACGAUGGGGGCUUCUCCGCGUUUCAGUCCGGACUUCAGGAAGCACCUUUGCACGACGGUGACCUCGGGCUGUUCCUCUCCGGCGAGAGGAUUCCUGGCGUGGCCGGGUUGAAGAACCAUGGCAAUACCUGCUUCAUGAAUGCUAUUCUGCAAUGCCUCAGCAACACGGAGCUUUUUGCCGAGUACCUCGUCCUGGAGCACUACAGGGAAGACACGGCAAACGAGGAGGACAAACCAAAGACAAAUGGUGUCCAUCUGCAGAAGAAAGGUUCCCAGGCCAAGGGGGAAGUGACAGAACAACUGUCUGACCUUGUACGGGCCUUGUGGACCUUUGAGUACACCCCCCAACACAGCCGAGACUUUAAGAACGCUGUGUCCAGGAACGCUACUCAAUUUAAAGGUAACUCUCAGCACGACGCCCAGGAGUUCCUACUGUGGCUGCUAGACCGAGUGCACGAGGACCUCAACACUGUCAACCCCAUGGGCAGGCCAACCUUGAGGCCACCUAUCGAAGAAGAUGACCAAACCAAAGAGGGACCCUCCCCGCCCCUCUCGGCUGGUUCAUUUGUUCAGGAGCUCUUCCAGGCUCAGUACAGGUCUUCCCUCACCUGCCCCCAUUGCCAAAAACAGAGCAAUACCUUUGACCCCUUCCUCUGCAUCUCCUUACCCAUCCCACUGCCACACACGCGGCCGCUAUACAUCACAGUGGUCUACCAGGGAAAGUACUCUCACUGUUUGAGGAUAGGAGUGGCAGUACCCCUUAACAGCACAGUGUACCGCCUCCGAGACGCCGUUUCGCGAGAGACCAAGAUGCCAAUGGACCAGUUCAUUCUAACUGAAAUGUACUACGACGGCUUCCAUCGUUCCUUCUGUGACGAUGACGACGACCUGGAUAUCAUCCAAGAGAGCGACUCCAUCUUUGCCUUCGAGACACCGGAGACAUUUAAACUGGACAACCUACGCACAAAAAGAGGAAGUCUACUGGCCAACCUGACACACAACAACUUGAGGUGCAGUGUGGAAAAUGUCCGCUCGUCAUCUUUUAUGCAGGGGAGUGGGACCCCUAUGGCAUCGCCCAAUAAGAACCUUGCACCUGAAAAAAUGAUCCUGCUGGUGUGCAACAGAGCCUGCACAGGACACCAGGCAAAAAGGUUUGGACUGCCUUUUGUACUUUACAUGGAGCGAACAGCCACGUGGGACAUGCUGCAGAAGGAGAUACUGGAAAAAAUGCGGCACCUUUUACGACCAGGUGUUUACAUUCAGGUGGGGCCUUUCAGCCUCCGCGUGGUUGGCGUUGUUGGGAUCACCUACCUCCUCCCACAAGAUGAGCGACCCUUGUGUCACCCCACAGUUGACAGAGCAUACAAGUCCUGUGGACAGGGUGGACCGCCCCAUGUGAAGAUUGUGGUGGAGUGGGACAAAGAAACCAAAGACUAUCUGUUUGGACACACGGAGGAGGAGUACAUACCCGACGCUGAGAGUGUGUACCUGCACAGAGAGCAGCACCACCAGCCACAGGCCUGUACUCUGGCUCAGUGUUUCCAUGUCUACACUAAAGAGGAGCAGCUGGCCCCGGAUGACGCCUGGCGUUGCCCCCAUUGCAAACAGCUGCAACAGGGGCGCAUCAAGCUCAGCCUGUGGACGCUGCCGGAUGUGCUCAUACUGCAUCUCAAAAGGUUUAGGCAGGAGGGUGAGCGCAGGGUGAAAAUGCAGAAUAUGGUGAGGUUUCCUCUCAUGGGUAUGGACAUGGCACCUCACAUGGUGAAGAGAAGCCAGAGCAGCUGGAGUCUACCCUCUCACUGGUCACCGUGGAGAAGACCCUACGGCCUGGGAAGGAACCCUGAUGACUUUCUGUACGAUCUCUACGCUGUAUGCAACCACCACGGAAGCAUGCAUGGGGGCCAUUACACUGCUUACUGCAAAAACUCAGUUGACGGUCAGUGGUACUGCUUUGACGACAGCGAGGUUGCACCGGUGGCUGAUGAAGAUGUGUGUCAACAGACUGCCUACAUAUUGUUUUAUCAACGCAGGACUGCCAUUCCCUCCUGGUCUGCCAAUAGCUCUGUUGCAGGGUCUACCAGUUCUUCUCUGUGCGACCACUGGAUCAACAGGCUGCCUGGUAGCAAACCUGCUAGUCUAGCGUCCGGGGCCUCAUCUAGACGCACCUCACUGGCUUCGCUGGCGGAGUCGGUGGAGUUCGCUGGAGAACGUAGUGAAGACGAUGGUGGUUUCUCCGUGCGACCCUUCGUGAGGAGCAUCCAACGUCAGAGCGUGACUUCCAGAUCGUCAAUUGCCAGCCCGUUGGCCUUCAGCGACAGCAGUAUCAAGCCCUCGUGGUCGCUUGCAGCCAAGCUUCAAAUGCGCCCCAACUCGCCCUCUCGUUUCUCCCUGGACUCGCGUUGCUCUCCGCCUCUGGAGAGGAUCGGCGAGGCUUGCGACGACCGUGUGUCCACUUCCUGUUUUGGCAGCUACAGCCGACACGAACGCUACUUCGGUGCUAGGACGCCACUGUCCGCGGUGGAAACCAACUACAGCGAGCAAGAGAAUAACAAAAGAUUUCUGGACAUGAUGUAUUGCCGUGCUCCUACGCCUGUGGAGAAGACGACGGAAAACAACAACCAGAUUACAGCGAUAGACCAAAAUAUUCAAAAUGCCCCUGCCAAGGAGCAGAAGCGUAAGAGCAGCACUGGCAGUUUUGUCUCCAAGGCGGAAAGCGCUGGCGCCACCAAAACCACCAAAGUGGAGCCAGGAAAAACUUCUAAGAAGCGCCUAUGCUCCACCCAAAAACCUUCGCCUUCGGAGACGCCCACAAGCACACCUGUGAAAGGUAAAAAGGUGACCACCGCUAAAGAUAAGAGCGACAAGAAAAGCCCCUCUACACCCAGCGGGACCCCCUCCAAAACCAAGGAGUCGCUCCAGCCUCAGUCCACGCCGCAACAUCGGCUCUGCUUGCGCUCCACACCUCAAUCGUCAGCGUCGCCUUCCUCAACAACUAAGAAGAACCCUGGUGUUCCUGAGAAAAACUCAGAGAACAGCCGCAAGCGUCUGGUCGAGAGGAGCUACAGUCGGGAUUCUGUGGUCAGCAUGCAGCGAGAAAGCGUCACGGCACGCUCUUCUUUCCACAAGGCAGCGGACGGCAGCCGGCCCGAGCCAAGGUCAGUACGCAGCUCCAGCAGCAGCUCCUCCGUCACCAGCUUGCGCUCGCCCAGUGUGUCCUCCAGAGACCUGCAGCGAAGCAGCAAGUCGGAGGAGAAAGGCUUGUCCUUUUUCAAGAGUGCCCUGCGACAACGGGAAAGCCGCCGGUCGGCUGACUUGGGGAAGAGCACGCUGCUCUUCAAAAAGGCCUCGGAGAGGACGUGCAAGCAGAACGGACAGGUCAAGGAUGCUGGCGUUGAACAUGAAACAGCAUCGGACGCCCCGGCUCUUCCGCCGAAUGCUGAAACUACAAAAUCGGAACCCCUCAAGCCUUCGGGCCCACUCGGUCGAUCCCUGCUGCACGUCGGUAAGUCAAAAUCUUCCUCGGCCGACGUGAGUCUCAAGUCUCCCGCUAACGGGAAGAAGCCCCUCGAAAAGAAGACGUCUUCCCGGAAACUGUCGCUAGGCACGCAAUCGCCCGCGCGAGCCACCCGGCGGCCUCAGUGACAAGGUUAACGUACGUACUUCUUUCUGAAUGCAGCUACUGUACAUUCUUUGUGCCUACUACCUUUACACAUAGCGAUAAUUAUUCAAACUGUACAUGCUAACUCACGGGGAAAAACAGGCUGGAUUUACACUGCAAGUUCAUGUGCCCAACAGGCAACUGUCAAAAACUAUUUUGCUUGUGUGUCUAAUUUGACCGUUUUUUUGUUUUUAAACCAGUGUAUGUAUUUUUUGGGACAGAAUCGGAUGUAUAUACAGUGAUACCUCAGCUCACGAACGCUUAAGCUCACAAACUUUUCGCCUCAAGAACAUUAAAUUCGCGAGCAUAUAGUCUCUGCUGACGAACUAGUUUUCGGCGGACGAACCAAUUCACGCGGUCGAAAAGCGCCACGAGAAGCUGACGCACGCUCACGGCGUCCCAGUUCAUCCCCUCACUUUCGUUGAGUGCGGACCUGGUUUGUGUUUGAUAGACAUUUUGGACCAUAUUGAGUGUACUUUUGCUAUUAUGGGACCGAAAAAGAGUUACCUAGAGUCCUUAUGGAAGGUGACUCGUGUUACCAAUUCGCCCUCGACUGGUAAUUGGCGGUGCUUUCAGCUUCCCACCGUAUAGUGACAAGUGGACCGGCGAGUCACGUUGGCUCGUUGUCGUCGGUUGUCUUCGGUUCGCCCGAUUUCCUCUCCAGAAAGGUGGCGGCGUGCAUACAAACACCCAGAGGCGUCGGAUGGCUUUUUGUGGGCACUUUUAUUAACAACCAAAAGCAUGUGGGGGGCACAGCAGUGGAGUCUACGCUAACUGCGCACUUUGCCUGUAACACUCUCCUUCCAAACAGUAACUCCCUCCCUCCCUCCUCCUCCCACUCCAUUCCAUCAAGCCAUCAACUACCAUCACAAAGGUAAAUAAAACGACUUUAUUAUACAGUACAGUUUAUUUCUUUAAUUAUAAUACAAUAGCACAUUUAUUAUACAUAAAAUAAGGUAUAUUUUUGUGUAGUUUUAAGGCUUAUUUAGUAGAAAAUUAUGUUUUAUGGGACCUGGGAACGGAUUAUUCUCAUUUUAAUGGUUUCUUAUGGGAAAUAAAUGUUCGGAAGACGAACUUUUCGCCUUACACACACUUUCUGGGAACCAAUUAUGUUCGUGAGCUGAGGUAUCACUGUACAUCAAUCGGUGUAUUUUAUUGACAAGUCAGGGUAGGGGACAUCCAAUUUGGGUGUUUAUGCUGCAUUCAUAUAGGCAGAUAUUUGAUACAUAUCAGUUUUUUUAACCCACAUUUGUAAGGUUAUGGUUGAUUGUGGCGCGCUUAUCACAUUUGAGCCACUUGACAACUCACUUGAAACAUGCAGUUUGGAUCCAGCCUAAGACUAUAUUUUAAUUGAAUUAUGGACUUCAACUUUUCUUUUAUGAUAUCGCGAUAAUGUAAUCUGCAGUAGAUUCCACAUACAAAGUUAGCAACACCCGCAAAAAGUGUUUCAUAGCUACAGAUUUGUUUAAAAAUAAUUUCAGCACUACUGAAUUUGAUCUAACAAAGCUAUGGAGAAAAAGUGGCUUCAUCAUGACCAACAUAUCCAACAUCCAUCGUAGCUAGAGUCAGAUUUGUUCAAGAAUUUUCAGAUAUUUUAAAAAUAUUUUUGUUGAAAUGUUUUUUAUAUGAACUUUUUUUUUUAAAACAUUUUGGAAUGAUGACCUUUUAAAAAUAGAAAAUAUUUAAAUAUUAGCUAUAAAUAUGUCUGUAUAGGAGGUACAGUGUAUGUUAUGAACUCUUGAUUUUAAUGGCUUUCCAAAAGAAAAAAUGGAAAUGUUAUCAAGCGCCUUUUCAACACUAGUAACGCAAACUCAUAACUAGUCUACUACUGUAUGCAUCACUGAGUAGGAAUGUUGUAUUGUUCUGCACUUUGAGUAGAUGACUAGUUUCCUCUCUUCCAAUAACUCAUGUAGAGACAACACUAGAAACUUUAACAAUGUAACCUUUUCAUGCGUCUUCUCAGCAUCAUGUGGUUUCAUGUCUUAGCCUAGCGACUAGAAUAAAAGGGUACAUCCAUGUCACGUGACAUGACAUCCCUCACCCCGCGGUGCUGCUCCAUUCUGACUGAUUUCAAAGCAAAACUCAGUAGAACCCAUUUGUCAGCGUCUAACCUAACUUGUAACCUCUGCAUACUUUUUCUGCCUAAAAAUGCUUUUAUAGUAAUAACAUGUAUUUUCUAAUCUGAGAAUUAACAAUGUACGAAACCUUAAUAUCCUCAUUCUGAUGCAUUUUCUUGAUAGAGCAAGUGUUUUUUGUUUUGAAUUUGACAGUCCAGUGUGUAAAAGUCUACACAAAUCUGCGUACACACCAGAGGUGGGUAGCAACCUCCGUUACAUUUACUUGAGUAAAUAUUUGAGAAAAUUUUACUUUUAAGUGUAGUUUUUCCACCCCACACUUUUUAAUUUUAUUUUAGAUUUGUGAACAUGAAACGCUACUCUUACUCCGCUACUCUGGGCGAUACUAGUCAUUACAUUUUUCAAAGCCUGCAGCUAUCGAUUAUUUUAGUAGUCGAUUAAUCGAUGAACUAGUUCGAAUAAUCGAGUAAUCGGAUAAGGAACAUAAAAAAAUGAAAAUACCUCACCUUAGCCUCAAACGGUAUAAAAAAAAUAAAUAAAUGAGGAUAUACGUAUGUACAACAAAAGAAAAGAACAAUUGGCUCACUUACAUAGCAAAAGUCCGCUAAUUGAAAUGCUGUAAAAUGCCACCGUUUUUUUUUUUUUUUUUUUUUAAACAAUGCUCUUAAAUAGUUCAAACACAUAUUCCCACAAAAAAUGGAUAGCUAAAUAUACCUUCAAACUAAAUUACGAAUUCAUUAAAAAAAAAAAAAAAAAAACAUUAGCUUGAACAAAAACUUAGCUUAUGCUGGUCUUAACAUGGGGCAGCUGGAUUCAGCCAUGUGAAAUGAGGCAGACUAGAGGACAGUGUGUCCACCCAAAUCAAUAAAACUAAAUGCAAACACUUUCAAAACAAACCAUUACAACGUCACUAAUUAAACGAUUACUCGAGGCAGCAAAAUUUAAUUUGAAUACUUUUUUUUCUUAUCGAAUACUCCAGUUAAUCGGUUAAUCGUUGCAGCACUAGAUUUUUCCUAUUUAUUCUACAUAUUGACUUUAUUUUUGCCAGAGAUGCCAACAGUGGCUCUACCCGUUUCACCAAUUGAGAUGUCGCAGCAAUAAUCACAUGACUCCAUUAUACCAAUAAGACAUAACAAUAAUAUAAUUAGGCCGGCCUGUUCAAUCACGUGGCGUCUUUAAAGAAGUAAAAAUCAAACUAUAUGACAUAGUCAACAUUACUCAAAAGCGCAGAUUUGUUUGAAACUUUCUCGGAAGUUUUUAUUUGGCAGCCGAUUUAUUUGACACAGAUGUUUUCAAUUCAUGGUAGGAAAUGUUUUUUUUUCUUCACUAGAGGGCAGGCUUGCACUUUGGACGGGUAAUGUUUCAUUUUCUAGUUUGAUUUUAAAGAUUAUUGUUCAUUUUUUUUGGCCCAAUAUGGUCAUGUAAUAGGUUAUGGAACAGUAUAAUAAUAACAGUUCAUAUAGAUGAUGAUGUGCUGAGAAAAAAAAAAUACCAUUGUUUAAAACAAAAAAAAAAUCACUGUUACUCAUUACCUGAGUGAUAUUUUGAAGUAGCGCUACUCUUACUUCAAUAAAAAAUUUGGCUACUCUACCCAUCUCUGGUACACGUGUACAGAUUUCCAAAAUUGUAACUGAGAAAUCACAAACGCUGACUGAUUGACGAUUAAUUUGAUAAUGGAUUAACUAUUGCCUAUUCACCCGCUGUGGAGAAAACAACUACAGUAUUGGCCCGAAUAUAAGACGGGGUUUUUUGCAUUGAAAUAAGACUGAAAAAGUGGGGGUUUUCUUAUAUUCGCGAUCUAGACAUUAUACCCAUUCAUGACGGUAGAUGGUGCCAGAUAUCAUUGAAGCGAUGUUCUGUCAUGAGCAGAGGUUGCGCUAGACUUUUUCGUUGUCUGUCAUUUUGACUGACAGGGUCAUAAAAAUCCGGUCAUAAUCUAUUUUUACCCGUCACUUAAAUUUUUAAAAUGAUAAUAAUGACAUAUUCACUACUAUUUAGUUUUCAUUCAUUUUUAAUUAAUAUUCUGUCCGAACAAGCUUAACAUAGAAUCCACACCGUGCCAUCACACAUCAAGCAGAUGAAUAUGUAACUUUUUCUCCGCCUAAAAAUGUUCAGUUAAAGAGAUGGCUUUAGUGUCGAAGGUUGAAAAAGACGAAAAAAACGAGCCGACCUAAGCAUAGCUUUAGCUUUUUUAUCGACGCGACUGAGAAUGACAUUCUCCUGUUUCAACAAGCUAUCCUUUACCAUCAGCCCUGUCUUUCUUAUAUAUCCUCUGGUUGUCCUACGUCUCUAACCGUUCUUCUACCGUAAUUUAGUUAGCUUUGUGUAGCGAUCGCAAAUGCUACUCAGUGACAGCCAACGAACACUUGUAAUUUUUUCAUUGAUAACAUAUCUUAAUCCUAUAAUUUAUUUACACUUCUUCCUUUCUAAAGUUGUUUUUUUUAUAUAUAUAACAGAAAUGGUAACAGUGGCAGUCAAAUACCAUUGUAAUUCUUUUCAGGUCAUUCAUUGUCAGACAGAAGCAGUACGGCACAACGUUACGCUAAAAAAAAGUUAAAAAUAUAAAAAUGGCUUACCUCUUUGUCCUCUGAAAGACCAUGCCAACCCAACAUAAUGUUUACUGCAUAUGAAACGUGAAUGGAUUCGCCGAGCUGGUGUUAAAGUCCGCGCAAGUUGAUUCGGUCUUCACAUUUUUUUCCUCCCUAGUUUUUGGUUCCGGAAACGUAUGAAGAAAACAUCCUUCAUGUGUCGUAAUGUCUAGAGUCGUUUCUACAAGUUCCAAAAAAGCAAUGCGUGAUCGGUAUGUUCGUUUUUGAAAGAUUACUGGAGAAAAGUAGCACUUUUUACGUUGGGUCUAUGCGAGAGUGGGUCUAUAAUGUCCCACUUCGGCUUUACUUCCGAUUUACGAUGCGACGUCACGGUCUAAAAAUAGCCUGCGUGCGAUACGCUACUGCGUGCCCGCUUGUGCAUAAUCAAAUGUCUCAAGUGGGAUUGCUGCAGAGGCUGUCCUUCAUCCUCUACUGCAUCAGUCCCUCUUUUUUCCACCUCUUUUAUCAACACCAUCGUCGUUUUGGGGCUUUUUGAAGAAACUUCGGACACUCGGUUGCCUUGACAUUUUUCCGAGUAAGGCCAACGACGUCAUGCAUCAAGAGAGACAAUAGCUAAUUAAUAUGCUCACUCGCCGCCCUGUGGUCUGGGGUGUGAAUUGCAACCUGUCAAAAUGACAGAUGGACUUCAGUUUUUUCCAUCACCGUUUUAAAAAACCGGUCAACGACGGAAAAUAUUCGGUUAACGCGACCCCUGGUCAUGACAGAUCUCAGCUACUCUCAAGUUUAACCAGUUUGCAUUAUUUUUAUUGUUUUUCCUUAUUCAGAUUUGUUUCAAUACUACAAUUACAAUUAGACUUCACUUUGAUGGUUAAUGCAGUUAUUGCAAUUUUGUUGUUUUAUCACAAUAGAUUGGUUUAUUUCCAUUUCAAAAACCAGAAGUCAUUCAUUUACGAAUGUGAUUGCACUUUAGUUUACAUAAUUAAAUGUUUAGAUAUUAAGAUUUGAAUGAGGCAAAAUAACAUGCUUUUUCUCUCAAAUAUAUUGUUAUAAUCAUUUGUUUCAGAUGUACUGAAAUUAUUUUAUGUAUAAAAAUUAAUUUGGUGUUCAAAAAGUCUUUUUUUAAAACUUGAGUCUUGAAAAAGAGGGGGUCAUCUUAUAAUCAGGGCCGCCUUAUAUUCGGGCCAAUACGGUAAUAAGCGAAAUAUAUAUUUUUUUUAAAUGAUUUAAGAUUGGUAUGACUAGUAACAACUUGUAACAGGCCGCCUUUUGCCUCUAUGUUAACCUCUACACUGUGACGUGUGUCCAUCUCAUAUCAAGCAGCCGCAUUUGACCUAUUUAAGAGGCUCUUCCUCUUUGGAAAAAAAACGCAAUAAACCCGUCUUCCCGUCGUCUUAAAGUAGCAUCAUGUCGCUUAGGAGUAGUAGUAAUAGUCACCUUGUGAAGGGACGCAUGUACAGUAAUUAGCAUGCUUGUCAUAAACUAUGCAAGUCUCUAGUGCUAGAGCAUGUCCCUCAAUAUCACACAGCUUUUUUUGCACAUCUUUCAAGAUCACCACUGUUUACUUUGUUCACUUCCACUUAAAAAAAACAACUAUAUUUACAGUUGUACACCAGCAAUGCUCAACACUACAGCUGUCAUGUUUGUUUUUCAAAAUGUUUACCCCCUUCAAGAGCAAGAGCAUUGUUUGUAAAUGUGUUGUGACGACUAACUAGCUCAGUAGUAAUAGUAGCAAAAUGCAAUAACGAUCAAACAUUUCUAGUUUUAUACUAUAGUAUGACAUUCGACUGUGAGGAAAUGAUGGCGGGAUGAUCAUAUUUCACACACCAAAUGACAAAAAUACAUGCUGGUAAUAUAUUCACAAAUUCAGAACGAUAAAUGUUAUUUAAACUUGCAGUGCUUAUAUAAUGUAUAUUAUAUAUAGAAAGUCUUGGAAGAGUAUGAAAUGUACUGAAUGUUUUUAAGAAGCCUUAUGAAGAAAAUAAGGAGCUGUAAAAGUGAAUGUCUCCCAAUUCAACUGGAUAUUUUCAAUGUUCACUUUUUUAUUUUCUUGAUAGACCUAUUAAUUAAUGACACUACAAUGCUAAAUGAAAGCACAUCAUGUGGCCAGGUUGUACUUAUGACUGGAAAUAAUUUUUUCAAUUUUUUAAUUUUUUUUUUAGUUUAGGUACAGCCCUACAAUCUGCAAUAAAUCUAUGAAAAACAUGACAAGUUUACUGAGGCUGUUUUUCAUUGUUUUUAAAUGUUUAUGCUUUCGUAUACAUUAAAAAAAACAAUGUCAUUUUAAUCAUUACCCAGCUUUUCUGUUAAUUUAUUUUUCUUGUUUAUCAUGUAUGCACUUUUUUCAUUUUUUUAAUUUUUAAAGAUUUCUUCAACCGAACAAGUGUACAUGUUGCUGGU